This is a messenger RNA of Drosophila bipectinata, 386 nucleotides long. It is a transcript of the gene Tcs6, whose product is annotated as Threonyl-carbamoyl synthesis 6. Gene Ontology annotation, cellular component: EKC/KEOPS complex. The record is from RefSeq and is a predicted model, not a curated record. NCBI's taxonomy places the organism in Eukaryota, Metazoa, Arthropoda, Insecta, Diptera, Drosophilidae.
CUUAUAAAGCCAUUCCGAUUUUUAGUUAACAUUAAAGACUGCUUUCGACCAACAUUAUUUCUAUGAUGCCAAAAAUUGCGAAUAAACCAAACGAAUCCACAAUAAGAGUGCCGUUCGAAACGCCACACCUCGCCGAAAUCGCUUACAAGGUGCUAAGUGUCGACCAGGAACCACGCCGGAAUUUCGUACAAAAAACCCUCAGCUUGGAUAACGACGUCCUGGUGGUGCAUUUCGAAGCUGACCAAGUAAAAAACCUCCGCACGGCCAUCACAUCCUUCUUCGAGAGCCUGCUUCUCUGUCAGGACACGAUUAAGCACUUCGGGGAACCCACAGUUCCAGAGAACAGCGGAGAUGCCGGAACACAGUCCAGCACCGACUCCGCAUAG